Messenger RNA from Austrofundulus limnaeus, 2076 nucleotides. It is a transcript of the gene tmem243b, whose product is annotated as transmembrane protein 243, mitochondrial b. The record is from RefSeq and is a predicted model, not a curated record. Bases 239 to 589 code for a protein of 116 amino acids. Lineage: Eukaryota; Metazoa; Chordata; Actinopteri; Cyprinodontiformes; Rivulidae. The transcript has 5 exons.
CUCACCUUUAAGAGCUUGAACCGGAGCUCCCUGACUUUAAUUCUGACCCGGCUCGUCUCGGUUCCACAGAAGAUCCCGGUGGGGCCCCACACGGAACCCGUGAGGUGAAGCGAAGCGUCUACCUGCUCGKCCCUCCGUGUUGUCCGCUCGUCUUCCCUCGCUGUGACGGCCCGAGGAGCGAGCAUGCUGCGGCGGCCUGGCGGGUCCAGGAGGCGGAGCUGAGGGACCGUCUGCCGCCAUGGAGGACUUCUCCACCCGGACGUACGGCACCAGCGGACUGGACAACCGGCCCCUGUUCGGGGAGACGUCCGCUCGGGAUCGGAUCAUCAACGUGGCCGUGGGCGGGUUUACGUCUGUGGUGGUCCUGGUGACUGUAAUCGGAUCRUUCGUGUUCUCGAUGCCUCCGCGGCCGCUCAACAUCUUCUUUGCCAUCUGCAUCCUGUUAGCGUGUGGAUCCACUGUAGUGUUGAUCUUCUGGUACCGGCAGGGAGACCUGGAGCCAAAGUUCAGGAAKCUGAUCUACUACAUGCUGGCCACCAUCGUGCUGCUCUGUCUCUGUGCCAACCUCUACUUCUUCGACGUCAGGUAAAGAUGGAGGACGACGGGUCGGCUGACGCUGGCCGACGGCGGAAAAACGACACGACCAAAACAGUUGAACAGAGGAGGCUGGGACCAGAAACCGCAGACAGAAACCGUUUCCUGUUGGACGAAUUAUGCAAACRCACCACAGAAUCGAGGUGUGGAUGAAAAACGCUCAUCCUGAAGGAUCUGUGAGGACCAGAGAUCAAACAUGAUCCUUUUCUUURCACACGUUUCAACUCAAGUAGCCGAUUUGUUUUAUUUUAGACGUCUGCCAAAGAAGGAGUGAUAAAUAUCCACUGUCAGAGCAGAGAGCAGCCACAGGGGGGCGCCAGAGAACUUUAGUCUGUUUCUAAAGAGAAAAACUGAAGGAGGUGGUUCCAAACUGUUAAUAAACGAGCUGAUGUUACACCAGAUUCAGAACUAUGAGACGGCACCAGAAUCUGGGUCUCACCGGGCUGCCAGGGUUGUUGAAAGAGUCACAAAAUGUUUUUGAUUAUCACAGUUUGGCUUCAUAAAUCCUCAAAUCCAUCUGACUCAAAACUAAAAGACGGGCAGCGUCACUACACCAGUGGUGUCCAACCCUGAUCCUGGAGGACUGCCAUCCUGCAGGUUUUAGUUUCCCUGCUCAGGUUGGUGGCCCACCAGGACCAGGACCAGGCACCACCGAAGCAGGAAAGCAGCAGUUCUUCCAGAAACUUGAUUUGUUUUUGCAGACGAGCUCUCGCUGCCCGCUGACCGUSGAUGACUUGAAGCCAUAAAUGAAGAAUUAAACAGAUUUUAUACAGAAACCUGCCACUCUAUUAAACUUUGCACUAUUGAUCCUGCUGCUGGUGAGAUCUGAAUCUUUUCYUGAUUUUCACAGUUUGUCUUGUUUCUGCUCAAACUUUGCAUUGAUUUAAAAAAACAGCUUUAUUUGUUCCUCCUGGAUUCAGUCACACAGCUUUGUUUACAUUCAUUCUCAUGUUUAACCUGAUGAAAUGACAGCUGAGGCUGAUUUAGUGCUUUAUUUUGAAUUAUUGAUUAAAUUAUUUGUCAUUUAAGAAGCUCACACCAGAUGUUUAGCUCAGCUACCACAACACAUCUGUUUGUAGAUACCAUAACCUGAGUUUCAUGAUAUUUUGUUAUAUUUUUGUAGCACUCUCAGCUGCCUCACUAAACUUAAGGUUUGUAAUACUGAUUAUGUUUUUUAUGGUUUAACUGCGGCGGCCAUCUUGUUUGAAUCAUGAUAUAUUUUGCUAACAAAAGCAUCCUUACAGCGUCAGUAAAUGCCUUUUCUGUUCUGGACUCUGUAAAAAAGUUGUGACCAAAUCUGAGAAACUUCUUUUAUAUUUUUCUGUUUUUCUGCUCGACGUCAACAAAGAUCCAAACCGAUGAGGAGGAGGAUGAUGCCUUCGUCACAAAGCUUUUAACAAACGCAGACAUGAAUGUGUGAAAACGGUUUGUGGAGCCAAGAUGGAGAUCAGGUGCAGAGAAAUAAAAUGAAAAGCAACACGA